Blastomyces gilchristii SLH14081 is the source of this 1551-nucleotide messenger RNA. RefSeq lists its product as uncharacterized. The record is from RefSeq and is a predicted model, not a curated record. Lineage: Eukaryota; Fungi; Ascomycota; Eurotiomycetes; Onygenales; Ajellomycetaceae. The transcript is spliced from 4 exons. Bases 228 to 881 code for a protein of 217 amino acids.
GGAAGCUGCAAACCAAAUCCCGAACACACCCCAGCGCCAGCCGCGGAAGCAGGACUGUUGAACCCGCUGCAGGUAAGGACGGGGGCAGGGGUCGGUAGAUUAGACGACGCCUUGCCGCUUCGGGCUGUUGGUGCCCGUACAGUCUGUACUGUCUGAAUAUUCCCCGUAAUUUAUUUGCCAUACUGUACUUUGCCCUUCUGUCAUUCUGAUUGGCGCUAUUCCUAACGAUGAUGAUUUCUGUGGACUUUUUUCUUCUCGUCACGUUUUGUUCCCAAGACCCAUUAUGGACAGAGUGCGCCCUAAUCGUGGGGGGAAAGAAAGAGUCAACUCUUUUUUUUUUUUUUGCCCCAUUAUUAGCUUCUAUUACAGCGUAUUGCUCUACCUACCUUACCAGCUUGAUGGAAACGGAUGGAGAGGGAGAGAAAAUGGGGCAGAACCUCCCUCCCCUCAUAUACGCAACUCCUUCCUCCCCACAGCCAACACAUACGCAGCGGUUUGUCUGUUUGUCUGUUUGGACUGCUCAAAAAUGCAUCCAUCGAUAUACCAUGGCUCAAACAGGGCCCAAGAUUCGCGUGGCCGGAUCGCUACUCUUACCACAGGACGGGACAAUCAAUCCACCACUUCAACAACGGGCAUCAAAAAUUAAGGCGGUGAAUUUGGCUCUCGAAACUACCCGCAUCCAUCCGUCCCCAGAUCGUAAAACUGUAUGGAGCAGGCAAAUCAUCAUGAUCAUCAGCAACAGUAGUAGCAGCAGCAGCAGCGGUGGGAAAAUGACAAAAAUACACUCCUCAAACCACACGGAAUCUCGCAUGGGCAGGGAUAUGAAAAAAAAUUCUCCGUCACCAGCUUCCGUGCACGCCAAUGCUCAUCAUCAUCAUUAACAAAUUUUAACUCUAGACAAAAUACUGUACAAUGCUACUGCUGCAUUGUCAGAAAAGAAAAAAAGAAAAAAAAGAAAAGAAGAAAAUUUACUCUCCAUAAUGCAUGCGAUUUGCCCUCUGCCUCCAAUUACAGUAUGAGACUAGAAGCACAGAGGGAAGAAAGAGAAGGAAAAAAAAACAAGACAAACUAAAUUCCAGCUUGCAUCACAGAAGUUACUCGACGGACUCGAGCCGGCGGUGGUGCCAUUAAUAUUGUUCUCACAGCCAGCCAGCCUUUGAACCCAGGUGCGGGACGGACGGGUGCGGCCUGAACCAGUCUGAUAUAGGAGGGCUUCCGGGGAUGACUCUGUGAACUGGAAAAGCUUUCAAUUUUCUUUUUUUUUUUUUUUUUUUUUUUUUUUUUUUUUUUUUUUCUCUUACGUCGUCUUUUAUCAAUGGAUGAUCACCCCUCUGGAGAUUCCCUCUUUUUCAUUUCUUCUUGUGAACCCGCCUUCAGCACUGACUUCCGCUGCAAGGCAAACAGUUUCAGGGGGAAAAAUCGCCUCAGUGUGAAGGAAAGGAGUACAGAAAUUGAGACAUAAAGACAUUCAGACUGCAUGGUCCUGCCCCGUACAUCCGUAGCAGAAACUCUGACGAUGUCUUGUCUAGCAUCCCCUACGACUACGACAUA